Molecule: messenger RNA, 1262 nt
Organism: Asterias rubens (European starfish)
Lineage: Eukaryota; Metazoa; Echinodermata; Asteroidea; Forcipulatida; Asteriidae
Product: prenylated Rab acceptor protein 1-like
Exons: 6
Coding region: 41-598 (185 amino acids)
Cellular component (GO): Golgi apparatus
Source: RefSeq, a predicted model, not a curated record
UUUAGAGAGGUUAGGUGUAUUUGUUAAAAACACUGCACCGAUGGCGGAGGAAGAAGUGACAGGCGAUAUUGUGGUACCAAUAUCUGACGAAAAAACAGGAAUGUCAAUCACUCUGUCCAAUGCUGGAGCACGAGAAUGGAUCCAAAAGAAGCGAGCUUCAGUGCGGCCAUGGACGGAAUUCCUGAAGACCAAGCAGUUCAGUAAACCAAAGGGAAUGAAAGAGGUCACAACGCGUGUCAUUUCCAAUGUUGAGACGUAUCAGAGCAACUAUCUCUUUGUUUUUGUUGGUCUACUCGUUUAUUGCCUAAUAACAUCGCCGCUGUUGAUCUUUGCCUUGGUGGUUCUCUUUGGUGCCUGCUACUGGAUAAGAGUGAAGAAUGAGAGCAAGAAGCUUGCUGUUAUGGGCUAUGAGUUUACAUUGUUCCAGCAAUAUGGAGUUUUAGCUCUGCUGUCACUCCCGCUGUUUUUUAUUUCUGGGGCCACAUCAGCUGUAUUCUGGGUAAUAGGUGCAUCGUUCUUCUUCAUAAUGUUACAUGCUGUGAUGUUUGAUCCACUACCAGAAGGAGACCCAGAUGAAAUCAUAAUGGAAGAAGUGUAAGACAAAAGACAAUCUAAGGGCCUUCUCCGCAAUCACAAAAUAUCCUUCGGCCAAUAGAAGCUUCCCUUGCAUGAUGUCACCAACCAUGUUUGCUUUACCACCGCAUCCUCUCCCAGCAGUUGAUAGAACACUCAUUGUGAUUGGCUUAACAUUGGUGUGUGGUUUUUGAAUCUACGGGUAUAAUGGUAGACUUUGGGGACACUAGGUGGCAGCAGACAUCUCCAGUAAAUCCAUUAUUUACAGAAGAGUGCGGUUGACUAGAACUACAAAACAUAAAACCCGAUUGUCAUUCUGCUACCUAGCAACCCCAAACUCUAAAUAGAUCAUCAAAGAGGUUAGUUUUCUGGGUUUUUUUUUAAAGGCCAUACACAAAUAAAGUAAUGGUGAAGGUGCUUUCCAGUGUGAUUUUUUCCUAAUGGUUAAACAUGUUCCUUUUUGAACAACAAGAAGUGUUUGGAACUCCGAAGUGACUUGCUGUUUCAGCCUGAAAGAUUGGUAUGUUUUCCAGUGUUUCUUUCUUACAUGGCCUUGUUUAUGUAUUGUCUCUCUAAAAGCAUUAUGUAUUGUGUACAGGCCUGAAUGCUUCGUAUUUGAAAGGGCAAGGGCACCAAGGCAUUUUCUCCUUGGUAAAGAGCACCCUAUGAGGAAAUUGUAAAUUUCUACU